CUCAAGCACACUUGAUUUCGUCAAAAACUUCACAUUUAUAAAUAUAUAAAAGUACAGUGAGGUCCCAUGACCUAUGCACAACUCAUGCAUAAAGAAAAUAUCCAAUAAAUAAUAAUGUAUUCAUUGAUUUUCUAACUUGAUCCAGGAAAACACCAAAUUUUGAACCAAUAAUUUACUGGAGUGUAAGCUAACUUGUUUUUGUUCAAUAUGGCGGAGAUGGAGACCGAAAGUUCUACGAACGAUGAUUUUGAUACCAUUGAAGAGGAAGAAGAGAUGUCAUCUAGUGAAAAUAGUGCCAGUGAUAGCAACGACAAUGAUGAAGAUGAUGCAAAUGAAUCUGAACUGAAUAGCAAAAUAACAGACCUUAAAAAUCAGUUGCUUGAAAAUCCGUACCAUUAUGAUAGUCAUGUGGAAUGCAUUAAAUGUGCAAGGGAGCUUGGCGAUCUUGAAGUGCUAAGGAAAGCAAGACAGGGCAUGUGCUCCUUGUUUCCACUUUCAGAAGAUCUAUGGCUACCAUGGUUACAAGAUGAAGUUGGUCUUGUUAGCGACGAUAAAAGCCGAGAAGAAGUGACUGAACUGUUUGAGAAAGCUGUUCUUGACUACCUGUCUGUGCCAAUAUGGCUGGAGUAUGUUCAGUUCAGUAUUGGUAAAAUGGGCCAACCCAAUGGCAUGACUGCUAUUCGGGAAACGUUUGACCGCGCCCUCACAGCCUGUGGUCUCCAUGUCACCAAGGGAGGUAACCUCUGGGAAGCAUACAGGGAAUUUGAAAAUGCAAUAUUGGCUGGACUUAUGCCUGCCCCUGGCAGCGUUCCUACAAAGGAGCAGGAAGACAAGUUCACUGCGCAACAUGAUCGUGUGGAGGCACUCUUUAGACGACAACUAUCUGUACCUUUACAAGGACUAGAGGAGACGUUACAGGAGUACACAGACUGGUUGCAGGAGGAACCAGACAAGAACGUGAAACUGGCCUACAACAAGGCGCUUGUGAAACUGGAGAAGAUCAGACCGUAUGAAGCAAAACUUGCAGCUGCAGAACCCCCGAGAUUGGCAGAGUAUGAGGAGUACAUACAGAAUGAGACCCAGGAGGGGGACCCGGCACGUAUACAGAGUCUCUAUGAGCGAGCCCUCCAAGAGAACUGCCUCAACACCCUCCUCUGGCUCAAGUACACCAAAUAUCUGGACCACCAGCUGCGUGACUCCUCACUGAGUAUGUCUGUGUACAAACGGGCCGUCAGGAACUGUCCAUGGUGUGCCCAGCUCUGGCAAAACUACCUCCUUGCAUUGGAGAGAACUGACAGGCCAUAUGAGGAGGUCAAAAGUGUGUUUGAGACGUCUUUAGUGUCUGGCAUAUCACAGGGCUCAGAAUAUUUACUCCUGUGGACAACAUUCCUUGAUUACCUGCGGAGAAAAAUUAAGUGGAAUGAAGAACAUCAAGAAAGCCUAGACUUGUUCCGCGUCAGCAUUGAGAAGGCCAUUGUUCAACUCGAUGGUUUUGGCUUGGAAGGGGACCCAAAUGGAAUUCUGAGACAGACCUGGGCUAUAAUUGAGGCAGGCCGUGACAAUGUGGUUAAAGCCCGGCAGCUGUGGGGAGAAAUCAUGUCCUCCGGGAGGGGCAAUGAGGCUGCCCUAUGGUUGGAGAAUUACAGGUUUGAAAGGCAGUAUGGGGACAGCAAGCACUGUCGUAAGGUACUGCAGAGGGCACUCAACUCUGUCACUGACUUCCCUGAAUCAGUUGUGGAUGCCUUAAUCAACUUUGAAAGGCUUGAAGGCAGCUUGGAGCAGUACGAAUUGGCUGUUAGCAAGUGUGAGGCACAGAUGGAGAGGAUCAAUGAACGCAGAGAGAAGGAGAGGGAAAUAAAUGAACUCAAAGCGGACAAAAAGGGAGGUAAGGGAGGUGUAAAAGGUAAGCACAAGCAUGUGGAGAGGUCUGGGAGGGGAGCACACACUGGGUACCAGAAGAAACCCAGAGACCAGCAGACACAGAAGAAAGACUGGAACAACAAGCAGGAAAACAACAAACCAGACACAGAAAUAAAGCCGUACAAACGAAAGAAUGAAGCAGCAAUCACAGAGGAGUUCAAAGCCCCACUUCCUGUCUCAGCAAAGGUCAGCCAGCCUCCACCUGCAGGGUUCAGAGGUCAAACGGACACCAGUGUUCCAGAAAAUUCUUCACAGGACCAGCAGAAAGGCCUUGGUGAUGGCCUCAAGAAGAGUGCCCCACCCCCAGGGUACAAGAGACCUCGGGAGCAGACGUCACCACCCCCUGGCUACCAGGCUGAUAGACAAUCGGAAGUCGAACCUCCAGAAAAGAAAGCAAAAUCAGAUGUAGAUCCUGCAUCAAAAGCUAGUGAAAACAACACAGUAUUUGUCAGCAAUUUGAACUAUAAAAUUGAUGAAGAACAAAUCAAAAGUUUCUUCAAGAAGUGUGGAGAGAUAGAAGAUAUCCGGCUGAUCAAGAGUUUUCAAGGCAAGUCCAAGGGCUAUGGGUAUGUACAGUUCACAGAUGAGCUGGCUGUGUCUAAUGCCCUCACCUACGACAGAACACCCAUGGAGGGACGACCCAUGUUCGUGUCCAAGUAUGAGAGCAGAGGGGGACAGAAGACGAAAGCUGAUUUCAAGUACGCUACCUCUCUGGAAAAGAACAAGCUCUUUGUCAAGAAUCUCCCCUUCACUUGCACAGAAGAUGUCAUAAGGACCAUGUUUUCUGAGCAUGGAGAGGUGAGGAGUGUGCGGCUGGUCACUUACAGGAGUGGGGCCUCCAAGGGCCUGGCAUAUGUGGAAUUUGCUGAUGAGCACUCAGCCUCCCAGGCCCUGCUGAAGACUGAUGGGCUGAUGGUGGGGGAACACGAGAUCUCUGUAGCCAUUAGCAACCCACCCUCCCGUGGUACACCCAUGGGCCAGAGAGAAGAUAAUGGCUAUGUGCCAACCCUCGGAGGGGGCAAAAAGGAGACAACAAGCCGAGGAGUAGCUAGGACCCAGGUGAUGUUGAUGCCUCGGUCUGUUUCCAAGAGGCCUGCUGGGGCCAGUCUCUCUCAGAACUCGGGAGCCAGCAGCAACAACUCUGAGCAACAUACUGACAACACAACAGCUAGCAUGAGUAACAGUGACUUCAGAAAUAUGCUCUUGAAAAAGUAAAGGAACUGUUCUAGAGAAUGUUUUUGGUCUGUGCCAUGGUAUGCCUGUUAGUGAAUAAAAAUUAAGGAUCAUUCAAAA
Dreissena polymorpha is the source of this 3213-nucleotide messenger RNA. Its product is annotated as squamous cell carcinoma antigen recognized by T-cells 3-like. The record is from RefSeq and is a predicted model, not a curated record. Gene Ontology annotation, biological process: RNA processing. Gene Ontology annotation, molecular function: protein binding; RNA binding. NCBI's taxonomy places the organism in Eukaryota, Metazoa, Mollusca, Bivalvia, Myida, Dreissenidae. The coding region runs from base 208 to 3135 and encodes 975 amino acids. The transcript has 22 exons.